Lactuca saligna is the source of this 1278-nucleotide messenger RNA. The record is from the annotation of a GenBank genome assembly. NCBI's taxonomy places the organism in Eukaryota, Viridiplantae, Streptophyta, Magnoliopsida, Asterales, Asteraceae.
AUGGCACAAUCGGAACCUAAUGGACUGUUUGCGAUGGUGGAACUCAACUACCAAGGGGUAUUUAAUCGAAAUCCUUUCUCUUACACUGGUGGUUUUAAAACCAUCUUCAAUGAUGUUGACUUUUCUUCUAUGACUUAUUCUGAGUUUGUGACCUUCUGCGAACGUUUCAUGCAUGAAGAGUGUAAAAAGUUUUACUACUGUGAACCAGACAUGUCCUUCAUGGAAGGGCUUAAUCCCAUUUCAGAUGAUGUGGAAUAUUCUGCUUUUAUUUUUGAUGCUUAUGGAACAGAUGGUGUAAUUUCAGUUUAUGUGGAUCAUAUUAGGGUUGGUGUUGAUGGGUGGCAUGAUGAUGAAGAUAAUGAUGAUGAUGAACAUGAGUCUUGUAUUGAUGGUGAAAAUGAAGACAACAUAGAUGAACUUAGAAAUGUUUCCCUUGAAUUUAAUGAGGAUGUAGUUCAUAUGAAUAGGAUAUCAAAUGAUCCUUUCUUGAGUAAGCUAUGUGUUGAUGAUGAGGAUGCAAACAAAAUUGUAGAUGAUGACAAUGGGAGAGAAGUUGAAGUUAACAUACAAACUCAUUCCAUAUUUAAUGAGCUAUUACACUGGAAAAAACAAAAACCCAUUCUAGGGAUGAGAUUUAAGGGUCCAGGGCAAGUAAAAUCAAUGUUGUGUAACUAUGCUGUAGCUAAUGGAUAUCAAUUGUGUUUUGAAAAAAAUGAUAAGACAAGACUUUUGGUGAGGUGUAGCAAAGGUCUUUGUAAGGGAGAAUUGCUUUAUGCUAAUGGAAGGGAUGCAAAUGACAAGAUAUAUCCUAUUGCUUGGGCAGUGGUUAAUGUGGAGAACAAGCAGACUUGGAAGUGGUUUCUAGAGCUUCUCAUUGAUGACCUACACUCGAAUUUAGGCAAUGGUUUCAGUUUAAUGUCAGACCAACAUAAGGCUGUUAAAGAGUUGCUGCCAUAUAUAGAGCACAGGCAGUGUGCUAGACAUAUUUUCCAGAAUUUGCAGAAGAGAUUUACUGGUGCCAUAUAUCAUACCUUGUUUUGGAGAGCAUCUAAAGCCACAACUGAGCAUGCUUUUAAAGUUGUGAUGAAAGAAAUUGAGACAUUGAACCCAGAUGCCCAUCAAUAUCUCAUGGAGAAAUAUCCUAAAACAUGGUCUAGAGCUUUCUUUCAAACUGGAAGGUGUUGUGAUGCAGUUGAUAAUGGGUUCUCAGAAAGUUUUAAUGUUGUAAUAGUAGAUGCUAGGAAGAAGCCCAUAAUAACCAUGUUAGAGGAGAUAUGA